AUGAGGGGGAUGGGGCUGUUGUUGGGGUCAAUGUGCCUGGUUUUGGCUGGGCUGGCGGGGGUGGCUGGGCAAGGUGAGACGGGCGUCGAGCCUAUGUUGUAUGUGGAUGGUGAUGGCACUUUGCACAUCAACAGCAGCAGCAGCCGUGAUGGGGGCGUCGCGCGCGUGUUGAUUGACGGGGUUGACGUUUUACAAGAGCUGGCCGAGCAGCGUCAGCUGAUUGGCUCCUUUGAGAAGACGGUCAACACCCUGGCCGCCAUGACGUUGGUGGUUCACUCGGGCGACGUCGGGUGUGACUUGGCAGUCCCGCCCGGUGUUACUCAGAUUCAGGGCAACAUCAAGCUCGUGGCGUGUACCGUGCUCACGGCCACCGAUCUUAUUUGGUCGCUAAGCCGCUUGACCUCGGUUACCGGUGACCUUAUCAUCCAGAACACGUUGGGAUUGACCAACCUGGACGCUUUCAGCCAGCUGACCAGCGUUGGAAAAGAUCUCUUUCUUCGGAGCAACGCGGACCUCAGUAAUAUCAAUGGAUUACGGGCGCUCAAGCUGAUUUCAGGCAACCUGAACAUUUUCAAAAUUAAUUUGCUGACCAACAUUGAUAGCCUCUCAAAACUGACUCGAGUUGAAGGCUUUAUCCACAUUGAGAGCAACGCCAAUAUCGAGCACCUAGAUGGCCUGUUCAACUGUACCACCAAACAGGGGUUAGCCGUAUCUGCGAACCUUGCCUUGACCAACAUCGAUGGCUUGAGCAGAAUUACUACGUGUUUAUAUCUGCGGAUCAAUGUUUGUCAACACCCAUGGCUGUACUUGCUGAAUGGUUCAUGGGAAGCAAAGGGCAAGGGUACGCAGCGGCAUCUGAACAACGACAAUCCGUUGCUGACCAACCUGGAUGGACUUUCCAACCUUUACAGCACGGGCAGCGUCACAAUCCAGAACAAUGGGAGGCUGCUGAACGUUGACGGUCUGGCUCGGCUUGACUCUGUAUCCUACUACGUGGUAGUUCGCAACAACCCUCUGUUGGUCAACCUCAUCGGCCUCAGCAACCUCAGGCACAUUUCAACUAACCUCCGCAUUCAGACAAACGGCAAUUUGACAAGCCUCGAGCUGCACAAUCUCAACUAUGUCGGAACCUAUGUGGAAGUGUGUGAGAAUCCUUUGCUAAAUAUGUCGGCAGCUGCUAGCUUGCUGGCCGGUCUCGAGGUUCCGUGCCAUGAGGAUCUCGCGACGUGCGUCACGUGCGAGUGUGAGAAAAGAUGCUCGGCAAUCCGCUUCAACGCUCUCUUCCGCAAUCCGCUCGCUAAACCUUACAGUUUCCUCGCUAACUGCUCCUUUCAGUUUCCGCUAUCCGCCGCCUUGCUCGCGGAGACGUCAACGGUAAUCAAGGUGUUCAAUGCGCAAUUCUCAAUUUCUGCCCUGGAGCAAUCCCUCACCAACCGCAAUGCCUUUGAGACGUGGUCCAACGCCUGCGGACUACCUCCUUUGAUUGUGCUCGAUGGCAGUGCUGAUAACAACGAUGAUGGAUUCGACGCCGGUGACGACGAUUUUGAUACCGCUUCCAGCACUACCCCGCGUCCGACCUCCACCUCUACUCCCAUCCCAGGCCUUGAGCAUCCUCACCUGUGCCACUUGAAGCUUGCUGACACGUCUGGCCGGGUUGACCUCACCACAGAAACCCCCAACAAGACGCUGAUCUACCCCUCCAUCUCGGGUUACCUCAAGGCUGAACUCGACCCCUGCGCAAAAGCCAAUACCUCGUUUGUCUGUCUCGACCACAACCUCAAUCUAACCCAUCAUGCCCGCUUGAUGAUGCGCCUCGUUCGGGCCAUGAGCUGGCGCCAUUUAAUGCUUUUGAACGACAACACCUGCACCCUCUACAACCUCCCGGCAGCACUUCAAUCUGCUCUGCUGGAAGCCGCCGAAGCACAUGACGUUUCCCUGAUUGCCCAUGAGACGGCUUACGAGGCAUCCUGCAGCAACUUGCCCAUUCGUGAACACCCAAUUCAUCUUUUCCUAGCCAGUGAUGUUUACAGUUCGGCCGUGGCAUUCGUGCGCUCGCUCAACUACCACAGCAACGAUCCACGCCUGGUUUACCUUUACCCGGAGGAUAUCAAUCCUGUAUCCUUUGAGACGCUGCUGACCGCCAUGACUCCGUGGGACACGACGGGCGAGCUACGUGCCGUGGCCCGUGCACGAACCAUCAUCGUCACCAGCAAACUGCCUGAGCUACAGAAUCAGCGCUCUGCAUUUCAAAUGAAGGAUGCUGCUGGUAACCCCAUGCUGACAGUCCAGGAACCGGGCGAAGUUGUAUUUUACUCACUCACAGGCCAGCCGUCCUCGGACCUCAUCCUCUUUCCAGCCGAGCCUGAUUUGCUCCCAGCUUCGGAAUACCCUUUGGUGCUUCGUAUUCUCCACGUUGCUUCACGGAUCGGACCUCCCUUGGAAUACGGUGCUGCUGGGGCGGAUGCCAUGAUUGUUGCAGCUUCUGAGUUUCUGGCAGGAAUAUUUCCAGACAUCAAGAUUGAGAUUGUCCGUGCAGAUGUGACGGGCCGAAACUGCAGCGUCAUACUAAGUAUCGCCGAGCAGCAUGCCGUACAUCUGGUUGCCGGCCCGGGCAUGUCGGUCUGCGUCUUGCAAGCCAUGAAUGUCGGCCGCAGCUUGCCUUCGUUGCAAUUUAUUAGCCCCAUCGGCACCAGCGCGGCCCUCUUCAACACCUCUGUCUACCCAAAUUAUCUCAGCCUCACCGCGUCCACACUCAAGCUCGGUGCCAACCUCUUCAACCUGGUUUCCGCACUUGGCAAGCCCGAUUGUGUAACCCUUGUUCACGACUCUUUUCUCACCCCCAACGUGGACGUUACGGAUCGUUUUCGUUCGCUGCUCAGCGCCGAAGGCCAUGACGUGGCACUCGACCUUGUCUUUCCCGCCAGCGCCGAUGAAGUGCUUGUCGACGAGCUGCUCCGUACCCUUUGGGCCAACGGCACAGGCGUCGUUGUCGUGAGUCUGUUUGCGCUUCCGACAUCCGAGUGGGACGUCAACGUGCGCCGAUCCUUGAGUGGACGCCUCAUCUCCAUGAACUUGGACACACCCGAGGGUACUUCUCCGUUUGCCGCUCCAUUUGCAUCUUUCCAGUCUAGCACGGAUCACCGUCGAUUUAUGGCCCAGAUUAUCGACCACGCCUGGAUCAUCAAUGUUGCUGAGAUCGUCAUGAUUACAGCGGUGGCAGCUGAACGCGUCAAGCACACUCACCGGUUUGGACGUGAUCUGAACGCGACGCGUGAGCGGCUGCGCGACUCUGUCUAUGCCAUCCUCGUCAACAACUCGAUUCCGGGACUGUACUACGACCACCUGAAUAUCGAUGCAGAUGGCGAGCUUGGUGCAACAGAAACUGUCAUCUUCGAUGAGAACGGCGAGGUGGUGUCCAUUGGAAAUCCCGAGGGAGACGGCCGCGUCAUGAGCUGGUCCAAGUCUGCGCAUGUUGAGGUCGUGUGCAAACAAGCCCGUGUCGGGGACUCUACGACGAGCACAGAGAUGCGAUUGCUGACUGAGGCAAUUCUGCUCAAUCAACUGCAAGACACGAUCCACGUCGUCAAACUCAUUGGCCUUGUUGUCGAGCAACCAGCACUCAUCCUCGUGUUGGAGUACUGCUCCCUGGGGGACCUGGCCCACGUGCUGCGCUCUGCGGUGGAGGACAACCGCCAAACGUCGUUUGCAGUCAAGAUGCGCAUGGCCCAGGACAUUGCUCGGGGCAUGGCCAGCUUGACUCGAUACUCCAUCGUGCACAGCGACUUGAGCGCUCGCAACGUAUUGGUUGAUGAAAACUAUCGGUGCAAGGUCUCCGACCUGGGCUUGGCCUACGUUGGCCCGGACAUGCAAGACGUGGGGACCAUCACCGCCAUACGGUGGGCAGCACCAGAAGUGCUUGAAGGUUCCAUCGGCCCACAAAGUGAUGUCUGGUCGUUCGGUAUCGUACUGUAUGAGAUUAUGACUGAUGCGGCAGCACUUCCGUAUGGAAGUCUCUCCAGCUCCGCUGUAGUGGUUGCCGUAAAGGCCGGGUACCGGAUGCCGCGUCCUGUGCGCUGUCCCGUGCCUGUGUAUGAGCUGAUGGAGCAGUGCUGGAGCGAGUACCGCGCGCGACCCAGCUUUCUUCAUCUUGCGGCCCAACUCUCUAGCUUCACCCCGCAGAUGAUGGGGAAACACGCCAGCACCCCAUCGGAGCCGCCAAUCCAAGAGCCCGUGGUCUCUUCGAUUCCAGGCCAAUAUUCUCAGCUCAAACGCCCGGGCAGUGUGCCCGUCGCGCACGACGAUGCCCACGUUCAAGGUCAAGGUCAUGGUCAUGGUCUUGGCCAUGAUCAGGGUCAUGAUCAUAAUCAUGAUGCCAUGUCCCAUGUCCUUGCGCGCAAAUCCAAGCGCCGUAAUCUUGAUGAAGCCCCUCCCACCUAUCUUACGUUGCUAUAG
Messenger RNA from Monosiga brevicollis MX1, 4452 nucleotides. RefSeq lists its product as uncharacterized. The transcript is spliced from 24 exons. Gene Ontology annotation, biological process: protein phosphorylation. Bases 1 to 4452 code for a protein of 1483 amino acids. Gene Ontology annotation, molecular function: protein tyrosine kinase activity; ATP binding. The record is from RefSeq and is a predicted model, not a curated record. Lineage: Eukaryota; Choanoflagellata; Craspedida; Salpingoecidae.